Messenger RNA from Amoebophrya sp. A120, 1272 nucleotides. The record is from the annotation of a GenBank genome assembly. Lineage: Eukaryota; Dinophyceae; Syndiniales; Amoebophryaceae.
AUGUUGUUGGCUUUGCUCUGGUAUGGUAGUUACUUUGCCGCAUCCGCUACCAGCGGGGUAACCGUGGUUGAGGCCGCGAAAAUGAACCCGCGUGCAGGAACCAGCCUGCGGGAAGGCGUUGAACCUUUGUCGGCCGCGGCGAGAAAACAGGUCCUGGACCUCGUCGACGAAUCUCGGUUCGUUGCGGUUCCUCCUCCCGUUUUACCUGGUUCUUCGCGUCUCGUCAGACAUAAAAAGUACCGGGAUGCAGUCCAAGCGGCUUCCUCGUUUCGGGACAUCACUCCAGAAGAGCUUCAGCGGGAUAAAGACUUCGUGCUGUUCUUGAUCAAAAGCGGUAUCCGCGAAAAAAACCCCAGCUUUUUUUUCAAGUGGGACGACCUUCCGGACGAGCUGCGGCAGGACAAAGAAAUUCUACUUGCUGCCCUGCAUCACAAGCUGAUUCGCGAUCUCUGGUGGGACCAUGACAAGAAACCCACUCCACCCCGUCGGAACCCUCGCCUGUAUCCGCAACCUGUGUGUUGGCGUGAAUUCCGGCCCCACCUGUUCACAGACAUGGAAGUCGUCCUGACGGCUAUUGAAGUCGGCGCUGUUGAAAGAUGUGGCAACGUGCCUCCAGAAAUGCGGAGAGAGGAUCAGGUCCUGCGGCUGGCGUAUGCACGGAAUCUUUCUUCUAAUUAGCUGCCAUCAAAACAAUUUAUCCUGCCCUAGGGGGGGACAUGCGGAGGGGUUGGGGUUCGAGUUCGUUUCAAGCUGCAUCUCGGAGCUGUAUCGCUGCAGUGUCGCGCAUCGCAUUUCGUCGCUUACAGCCAUGAAUUCCGAAUAUCGAAACUACUCCACUCUCCUCAACAUCAGUAGAGUCGUUCUCAUCUUCACCUUCUUCGUCCUCCAGGAGCUUCACACAAACUAGCAGCAAAAUUCAUGUUGAUGCGGCAAAUCCAAAGCCAAACCCGCCCUACAUAAAGAGAAGACGAAGGAAGCACGUGGUGACAAUAGAUCGAUAACGCGACAUUUUAGAAACUGGGGAAAACUUAUCUUAGCUUGGGAGACUGUAGUGUGAAUUUGAAGAAUUGAAGAUGUAGUUUUACUUAGAUGGUGUUCGAUUUGAAGUCGGUAUGUCUGCGCUUGAAAAAAUAACCUCUCCAUUUCGAAACUAGAUCCUACACUCUUACCUCCGCGCGCUAGGGGCGGAUCGAUGUUCAUCUGCGGAUUGUUCAGACAGCUACGGCAACAGCUUCAUGGUAUAAGUGGCCACGCUGGAAAAAUAGACCAUAC